Messenger RNA from Mustela erminea (ermine), 5853 nucleotides. It is a transcript of the gene CTSC, whose product is annotated as cathepsin C. Bases 93 to 506 code for a protein of 137 amino acids. Gene Ontology annotation, molecular function: cysteine-type endopeptidase activity. The record is from RefSeq and is a predicted model, not a curated record. Gene Ontology annotation, cellular component: lysosome. Lineage: Eukaryota; Metazoa; Chordata; Mammalia; Carnivora; Mustelidae. The transcript has 4 exons.
UCUGGUUAUUUUAAGGCACGCGCUGUCCGGAUCGCCUCACUCUCGGCGGUCCGCUGUCUGUCUCUUCGUUUUCCCUCCGGAGCCCCGCCAGCAUGGGUACCUGUCCCCGCUCACUGCUGGCCGCCCUCCUCCUGGUCCUCUGCGGCGUCGGUACCGCACACGGCGAUACACCUGCCAACUGCACCUACCCUGAGCUGCUGGGCACGUGGGUCUUCCAGGUGGGCCCCGUUGGUUCCCAACGCAACGUCAACUGCUUGCUUAUGGGACAACCGGAAAAAAAAGUAGUGGUUCAUCUUGAGAAGUUGGACACAGUACGUGAUGAUCUCGGCAAUACCGGCCAUUUCACCAUCAUUUACAAUCAAGGCUUUGAGAUUGUGUUGAACGACUACAAGUGGUUUGCCUUUUUUAAGGAUGUCACUGAUUUUAUCAGUCAGUUGUUCAUGCAGCUGGGAACUGUGAGGGUACAUGAUUUGAGACAUCUGAGGAACAAACUGGUUGUUAAAUAGAGCAUCUGUUGAGGGCCUCUUUUAAAACAGCAGCCACACAGAGACUUUGGGGCUAAGAGGCAGAGCCGCAUGCAGCCAUGGACCUGCCUUCCUCUGACAGCUAGCAGAGACCUGGGGCAGCUGCAUUCCCUUCUGGAGUCUUGUCUUUGCCUGUAAAAUGCUGAGGAGUCCUGGUGACCUACCUCCAAGGCAGCUGCCCUCCUGAACAUUUCCUUGGAAAGCAGCAACCGCCAUUUUGAAAUGUGAACAACCAGAGACUACACAGGAAAAAGGAAAGAAAAGUUUGGAAGUCUUAGGUGGCUCCACCAUUCAGCCUUUGAAUGAAAGGAACGAUACGCAACUCCUGUUUCUCCCUUUCGAAUACUGCUCUAUUGAGAUGAUUGUUUCCAGAUUGAUGAGGAUUUGAAUUUUGUGUUUAAUUUUGUUCAUCAUGCAGAUUUUACUUCCAGUUAUAUUAUCUUCUUGUGCACCUUCUUUCUCUAAUUACCUUGAGAAACCCCAGCACCUGUUGUAAGGAGAAAAUGCUUCAGGAUAUCUUGAGACGCACAGAUAGGUUGUUGGUGGAAAGAUGGUUCUGGGGAGGACUGGUCUGGAGGACCGGGCUUGCUGAGAGAUAAGUCAAACUGCUAAAAGGUAAUUUUGCAGAUCAUAGGCCUGCCUUACCCUCGCCAGAAAGAUGGGGUGAUUAGUACUUUUUUUCAUCUGUUUUUUUAUUAGAUACCAGCUUUGUUCUAAGAACUUGACCUGCUUUACCUUACAAGAAUCUUAUGAAGUAGACAUUAACUAACUUUAUUUUAUAGAUGGGGAAGAUUAGUCUCAAUGGUGUUUAAGCUCACACUGCAUCUAACUGUAAAAUGACAAGAGCUAAUCUCUUAAGCCUAAGGACCUCCUUGGGGCUAAAGAGUAAAAGAAAACCCAUUUCACAAAGAAACAGUGGUACUUGGAGUAAUAUUUCAGUAGAUUUUCUGGUGAAUCCUAGUUUGUAAGCAUCACAAAUGCUAGUUUAAUGGAAUCAAUUGCAUUGCAUGGCUCCUUUUGAAAUUUUAGGAGAACUGGCCUAAAGCUUCUAUUUCCUUACCAAACUUGGCUAUUCCCUUUCUUUCCUAAACCAGGGUUCUUUUCAAGAGGAUAACUUAACUUCUUUCCUUUUGUAGUCCUCUAGAUUGGAUGGAGAGUUUUGUUAAGUUUCAAAUUAAUUACAAAUUAAGUACUCUUGCCAAGUUGACUUCUUUCAUUACACUAUUGUUCACACUGAUGGCUAUCUUUCAGCUCUUUCCUACUAAACAAUGUACUGGUUUCCUGCUCAGUUCAGAAUUAAUACCACCCAUGGUAAAUUGAAAAUGUGGGGUUACACCUAGUCCCUAUAUUCUGGGAGGGCUUUUAUCCUGAAUCUUUGCUUCAAUGGAGGGAGCUCUAGAUACCAGAUUUUCAUUAUUUUAUUGGUUCAGAUAACUUUUAUGAUCUCUGAGAGGUCUGUUAUUCUGGGCAGGUCAUGCCUUAUAAAAGUAAAGUCAUCCUAUACCCAAGUACUUAAACCUAGAUGGUUUGUUCCGUCCUACCUCUGGACCCGAUAAUUCAUCACUCAGGACCUUGAUGCUGCCUCUGUGAAACCUUCCCCAGCUUUCUGUGUUAGUGGGAGAAAUGGCAUUAUUUGGUUCAUGUUGUUCUUUGCAGUCACCUCUACUCAGGUAGUACUAUUCUAAGUGCUGUAAAUGUGGAGUGAUUUUUGAUAGCACGUUCUCACCUUCUUCCAGAUUGAAAAUCUGUCACUUCUCCCUGUGUGUCUUCAGAACCCAAUUACCCAGGAUUUUUAAGUGUUUGGAAAAUUGACCGCACUUCCCUUGUCUCUUCAAAGGCUUUUCACAAGUAUUAUCAGCUUACAAAGAAUUAAUUCUAGAGGAUUCUAGAAGCACAAAUCAGGAACAAUGCUAUUUAAUAUUUUUCAUUCUUGUGUUCUAAAAAACAUACCCAGUUACCGUCUCCAGAGCUCUAAAAGAGUUGUGUAUUUUCAACCUAACUUCCAGGAUGUGAAUACUGACAAAGCAGCUAAUGUGUAUAAGAAUGUAUUUCAUAUGGAAUUUUACAUCACCUCUACUGAAGUCUUUUUUUUCUUUUUCUCUGAGCAACUUUGCACAUAAAUGUUUUGAUUAUGGAGAAGACAACUUGAUGGGUACAGAAUUACAGAUAUUUGUAUUAGGAAGCUCCAUAUUAUAUACUGCUUAGCAUUCUCUCUCAUGAUUGCUGUUUGUCUUCUCUAGUCUUUAAAUUCUGAGGGCAGUAAUAUACUCUGUAUCAACUAAUCAUUUUGUUCUCUAUGUAUAGCGUGAUCUGUGAUAAAUAGACCUUUAAUAAAUGUCUGUAGAAGAAAAUUGAGUAAUAUUUGUUGUGUUGUCUUGUUGUUUCAUUGAUGUGUUCCUGGGAGUUCUGUUACCUUUAUGUACCGAAAGUCUGUUGUGGUGGACCCUCAGGCCAUAUUUGUUGAAUGACAUGGUAGAAAACAGUGGAGACGUUUAGACUUUAUUUGGUUUGCUUAGAUUUUCAUUUUUGUGUGAGAUUGUAAAGGCCAAGAUAGGGCUCAAAAUUCUAACUUUCAGAAUUACUCAAAACUAAGUUAGCUGUCAGGGUAAAUAGUGAGCUUUAUGAUGGCAGUGUUUCCCCAAAGCCUGGAGAGGCAACAACCAGGAACUAGCCUGGAAUGCUCUAGGUUAUGCCCUGCCUUCCUCUGUCUUUACAACAGUGAGAGGCACCAGCCAAAAGUUAGAUAAGGUGAACUCUGAGAUAUCUCUUAGUCUCCCAGUUGAACAGUUUUAUAAGCAAGGAAGUGAGGAGUGAGCCAAGAGAUUUUGACUACUUUGUUGAGUGACAACCUGGUUUUAACUAGUUCUGGGAUAUAUAUCUUCAUUUAAACUGAAAGUCUUUUAAGGAGUGGAGGCAAAUAAAUGUAUGCCCCUCCCUUUUCACAUGCCUAUCCAGCUGCCAGUUCCUUCAGUAAAAUGCUAGAAGGUAUUUUGGUUGCAACCACUAUAAUGAUUUCCUAGCAGUAUCAAAAUUCUUCGAAAUUCAACUUUUUAAACAAUAGUUAAGUCAGAAAACUAGAGCUAAUCCUUGAAACUGACAGAGGGAAGUAUGUUUCUUUCUGAGGAAAAAUGUGGUACUCUUGGGGGAAGUUUGGCCAAGUAUCCAUUUAGAGGGUGUGUCUUAUUCUCUUUUGUUUGGCUUUUACCCACACUCUAGACCUGACUGCAAUUGAAAGCAGUUAAUUUACAUUUACACAGAUAUAUACAACAAACAAAGGGCAAUAUGCCAGUAAACAUUUUUUGUUAUUCAGCAUUGCCGGAAUGUAAUAUCUCUAGUAUAUGGUUUGCCAUUAAGUCAAUCAACAUCAUGCUGGGUGUUCUUUUUGGAAGUGAUGAAUGACCUUGAUGGAUAAGACCUGGUGCUCCAAAACUUUUAUUAUGUAUUCCAUGGUGUAUAAAGGUACACUUAAUAAAUUAUAUACCUACAGUACUAUACUGAUGUUCGUUGUCAGACACAUGGCAUAAUAUUAAAUGAUUAAAUAUUUGAUUCACUUGCUAUCACAAAUACAGGUCCUGCCCAAACAUAUUUCAUGAUGAUAUCCUUUGAAAAUAAUAGAAAAGUAUGCUUCAUUAUCAUAAGAAUCUGUUUCCUAUAAUUUUCAUACUGAAAAUUUUAAACAUUUGGAAGCAGUUUUUCCACUGAAAAUCUUUCAAAGAUUUCACUAGUUUUGAUUCAUUUUGUUAAAAGUAGGAGUGUCAAAGUUCAGUCAAGUUUGGAAGAAUUGCUGUUUGGUAUUAGGGUUAGUGACAGUUUAGUGGACAGUUUUUUAAAUGGAAGUAUAGUCGACACACAAUGUUAGAUUAGGGUCAGAGGUACAGUAUAGUGAUUCUACAGCUCUGUGCAUUCCGCUAUGCUCACCGGUGUAGCUGGACAAAUUUUAACUGAAAUGUUUGUUUUGUUGAUAAAUAAGAUGAGAAGCUGAAGACUGCAGCAAUGGAACCCUUUCAAAACAUCCGAUUUCAAAAACUCACAUUUUUAUAUGGCUGACAGUUCCUACUAGGAAUAGGGCAGAUGUAAGCUUUGCCCUUUUCUCACGUCUGCUUAGAUUUAUUUGCAAGUUCUGGUUUCUCUGCAAGUAUUUUAAGCCAUUUGUUCAUUUUGUGAGAAUUAGCCGAAUUAAAGCAGAGACGUACAUAAAUCAGUUUAGGCAGGCACGAGUACAAGGGAAGACGCAGUGUCCUAACCAUCGCACAGGUAAGCAAGCUGCAGGGCCGGUGAACACCAGACCUUGAAACUGAGUGGUCCUGUCUCUGUCGUUUUGGAUAUUAGAUAACAAUGGAAGUGGGUUUUCAGUGUUAUUUAUAUAAUUACAAAUGUAAAUAGAAAUUCCGUGUUUCCCCCAUAUUCCAGGGGAUCAUCUUUUCAUCUCAUUUUGAAAGCCACUGGUUGACAGAAUAUGUUGAGUUUUGACAGAUUGGGUUUAGUGUUUAAGUUCUUCCCUGACACAGGUAAAGUCUUAAGACAAUUUUGUAUCCCCCAUGGUAACAGGUAGUAGUGUUUAUAUUAUUGCUUUUUGAGUGUUUCGUAACUUUUUAAACUCUUCACACUUGAGUGUUCUCUUUAUCCUUCAUAGGAAUCCAGUGAAGUGUAGGUUUCCUUCCCCAAUCAGGUGAGGAAAUUGGGGCUCUUCAGUUGUGGCUUGAGUGUACGUGAAUUAUAAGUGGAGGAACGGGAUUUAAAGGGCAAAGUCCUUUUACUAAACAGUUUUUUUUCUCCUAGUGCAUUACAUAAAGUAUUCAAAUAUUUGCCAAGUAUAUUAUUAGUCAGGGAAACAGUGGAACAAAUUGAUUUGAAAGGCCUCCAUGUCAAAAAGCAGUUGGGAGAGAUCCAGGGUAAAUAACAUUAAGUUCUAAAAUAUCCCAGUCAGUUCUUUUUCAUGUGGUGAAUAUUACUAGGUAAAUGUUAAUUGGAGAGUUGAUAAAAUGAGUGGGGACUUCAGGAGAGGUUGGAGUGUUUGGCAAUCCAGCAGUAAUUUUGAAGAGGCAAAUGGAUAACUAUGGAAUCCUAGUAGAUUGCUAACGCUAAGGGCUGGUGUGUGGAAUUUCUUUACAUUUUCUGAAAUUAUCUAUUUGUUGAAAUUGGCAUAAAUGAAUAGAAUCUUAAAUCAUACCAUCUGCACAAGACUGUAUUCAGACACUGAUGUUUACAUAAAUAAACCUUUAAAAAAAUUUUUUGGAUACAUUUCAAGCUGGGUAGUGUGGCCAAAAUUUCAACUUCUUAAUUGGUAAUAAUGUCAGAAAUCACAGAGAAAGUAUUUUGUAAUAACGGC